This is a messenger RNA of Closterium sp. NIES-65, 1849 nucleotides long. The record is from the annotation of a GenBank genome assembly. Lineage: Eukaryota; Viridiplantae; Streptophyta; Zygnematophyceae; Desmidiales; Closteriaceae.
AUGUCCCUCGCACCCACUCCUAUCUCCCAUCCUCUCCGCCCCUUCCUCCACCCCCUUCCCCCUCCCCCCUACCUGUCUUUCCCUUUUUCGCUCUUCUCCCACCCUCUCCCUCCCUCCCCAACAUGCAGGAGCCUCCGCUGCUGGCUCGGCGCUGCUGCACUGCCCGCAGGUGGACCUGUAUGGCAUCGGCUUCCCCUGGCCCCACACCCACCCUUGUUUCUCUCCCAUUCUUUUCCCCUUCAUCCCCUCCCUCCGCCCCCCACUUCAUCCCCUCUCUCCCCAUCUGCAGGAGCGCCCAUUGCAGGCCCAGCCCUGCAGCACUGCCCGCAGGUCGACCUGCUCAGCCCUGCCGCACUGCCCCCAAGUCGACCUGUACGUGGGCGUGGGCUACACCUUUGGCUUCUUCUCCUCGCUGCUCUUCGGUUCGCAUUUCUCCACCGUGCUCGCCUGGCCGGGCCCCAAGCUCUUCAUCAUGGGCGCUAAAGACGAGUUCACGAGCAUUAAGCAGCUGGAGGCGCGGGUGGGGAAGGCGGUGGGCGUGGCGAAGGUGAGCAUUGUGGAGGGCGUGGGGCACUUUGGGCUGGAGGGGCCCGCGUAUGACGAGGAGGUGGCCAAGCGCGUGGGGGAGUUUGUCGUUGAGAACGCCGGUGGUGGUGUUGCUGCUGGUGGUGCUGCUGGUGGCGGUGGUGGAGAAGGGGGUUCUGGUGGGGAGGAGGGGAUCAAGGAGAGGAUCGCGGCGCUUGCGUCCUCCCCGCUCCUCCCCCUCGCCCUCCCGCACCUACCUCUUUCCGCCCUCUCUCCCGGCAAAGCCUGCCCCUCCGCGGCCCUCCCCUCGCGCGCAUGUCCCCCGCAAGCCUGCGCCAGUGCAUCUCGAGGUGCCCACUACCUUCUUUCCACGAGCCCCUCUCCCCCCAGCAUGCGCCAGUGCGUUAUAGGCCGCCUGCGCCAGUGCAUUGCUCCGCGGGUGGCGUGCGGAUUCGCCUCCAGCAGCGACGAUGAGGGGGAGGGGGGCGACGCUGGGCACCCCAGGGGGCGCGGAAGGAGGGGGGGCGGAGGGGGGAAGGGGAAGGGGAGGCGCGGAGCACCCGGGGGGCAUGGUGGCGCGGGGGGGAGCUCCCGCCACCCGUCCCUGCGGAUUGGCCCGCCAAUGGACGUGCGCCAGGUGGCAUAUCCACACGAGCCUGCCACGUUGGACCCCCUGAAUGGCGGCCUGGGGGCCAUGGGCAUGGGGAUGGGGAUGGGGAUGGGGAUGGGGAUGGGGAUGGGGAUGGGGAUGGGGAUGGGGGGAGUGCAGGGACAGCUGGUGACGCUGGCGCUGCCGAUAGUGAGCUACAGCAGGUGCGUGGCUCUGCCUGUCUGGAGUCCACAAUGGUUCCUCCUCUCUCUCGCUCUCCUCCUGCCCACCACUUCAUCCUUCCCCACCAUCCACUCCACUGCUGCUCUCCCUCACAUCUAUCACUCUCUGCCCCACUAUACCAACACCCCCAACCCCCUCCACUCUCCGGCUCUGUGUGGGCAGCAAGAUAGCGCUGGGCGUGGUUGGGGAGGCCCCUCCUGUGCCAACAUCUCUCCAACAUUCCAUGGCAUGCCUCCCCAACCCCCCCCCUCCCCUCCCCCCUUUCCCUCCCCCUUUCCCUCCCCCCUUUCCCUCCCCCCUUUCCCUCCCCCUUUCCCUCCCCCUUUCCCUCCCCCUUUCCCUCCCCCUUUCCCUCCCCCUUUCCCUCCCCCUUUCCCUCCCCCUUUCCCUCCCCCUUUCCCUCCCCCUUUCCCUCUCCCUUCCUUUCCCUCCCCCUUUCUCUCCCCCUUUCCCUCCCCCUUUCCCUCCCCCUUUCCCUCCCCCUUUUGUUAG